AUGGGUGCCUACAAAUACGUUGAAGAAUUGCACAGAAAGAAGCAGUCUGAUGUUAUGAGAUUCUUGUCAAGAGUCAGAUGCUGGGAAUACAGACAAAAGAAUGUUAUUCACAGAGCUUCGAGACCAACCAGGCCAGAAACCGCCAGAAAGUUGGGAUACAAGGCCAAGCAGGGAUUUGUUGUCUACAGAGUCAGAAUCAGAAGAGGUAACAGAAAGAGACCUGUCAGAAAGGGUGUUAACUACGGUAAGCCAACAACUCAGGGUAUUAAUGAGUUGAAGUACCAGAAGCCAAUGAGAGCUACUGCCGAGGAGAGAGUUGGAAGGAGAGUGAGUAACUUGAGAGUUCUUAACUCAUACUGGGUUAACCAGGAUUCUUCAUACAAGUACUUUGAGGUUAUUUGUGUUGAUCCAUUCCACAAGGCUAUCAGAAGAGACCCAAGAUACAACUGGAUCUGCAACCCUGUUCACAAGCACAGAGAACAGAGAGGUCUCACUUCCGCUGGAAAGAAGUACAGAGGUAUCAAGAAGGGCCAUUUGUACAACAAGACCAGAAAGGGUCAAUACCACAACUGGAAGGUUCACAACACUCUUUCUUUGUGGAGAUACAGACAUUAA
This is a messenger RNA of Brettanomyces bruxellensis, 615 nucleotides long. It is a transcript of the gene RPL15B, whose product is annotated as 60S ribosomal protein L15B. Gene Ontology annotation, cellular component: ribosome; cytosolic large ribosomal subunit. Gene Ontology annotation, molecular function: structural constituent of ribosome; RNA binding. The transcript has a single exon. Bases 1 to 615 code for a protein of 204 amino acids. The record is from RefSeq and is a predicted model, not a curated record. Gene Ontology annotation, biological process: cytoplasmic translation. Lineage: Eukaryota; Fungi; Ascomycota; Pichiomycetes; Pichiales; Pichiaceae.